ACUUCUCUUCUUCCCUCAAAUAUGCAGCAUUGACAGCAUUGAAGGCCUGCUAAAUUUGUCAUUCCGGAAAAAAUCUAACCAACAAGUAUACAAUAGAGAUACACCUUUGCCAUAUUUCCUCUCACCUUGACUUUCGAAAAAAAAAGAGACAACACACUUUUUUCCCGACAAACAGGAUUUCGUUGAACAGUUAUCGGCAUAAAAUGAUAUAACACCACUACUCCCACAAAGAAGUAGAGUGCUUGAAUUCCGGUUUACAACAUUUAUUGUAGUAGGGAGUCCUGUCGUCAUGAUUUAUUGAAUAAAAACUGCACGAUAACUCGUUUUCGCUUCAUUGUAUUGUCCCAUUGCCAUCUUGGUUCGUUGAGGGAUAAGGAGACAUCUUCUGACUGACCAUAUCAUGGCAUCUCUAUCGAAAUCGAAGUCCAUUUCGAAGAAGCAAUCUACACCCGUAGCCACUGCCAGCGCCGAGCUCGACUACGAUAGCUGGGAUGACAGCUGGGGUGAUGAUGACGGUGAAAUAAGCGACUGGGACGAUGAUGAUGACUGGGAUCUUAAUGACGACAUCAAGAUCUCCACGCCCAGUAGGGCAAAAUCGCUCAAGAAACAGAAGCAGAAGAAAUCUAUAGCCCAGGUCGCCAGGACAGGUCAACUGGCAGAGCUACAGCAACUGUUGAAGGACAUGGACCCAGAUGACCAGGUCAACGCCGUGUUGGAACACGAUGCAAAAAACUACAGUGCACUCCAUUACGCCUCCCACACCGACAACCUCGAGAUGGUGAAGGUGUUGGUACAACUUGGGGCAGACGUCGAUGAUGUCGGCGAAGCUGAACGUCGUCCCCUUCAUUUAGCUGCUGCUGCAAAGAAAGACCAGGCGAAGGUCGAAGUUGCAAAGAGGAUGUCAAAAAUCACACAGGCCGAGGAAGGCGUUAUCAAAUUCUUGCUAUCGAAAAAUGCAGACGUGAAUGCCGAAGAUAGCAGAGGGCGCACUCCGCUUCAUAUCGCCACGUUACAAGGCAACACAGAAGCUGUACAUCAGCUUCUGUCCAAUAGUGACAUUGAACUCAAUAUUGCAGAUAAUCGCAGUGCGACUCCACUCUUGUUGGCUUGCCUCCACGGGAGGAGCGACAUUGCCAGUCUUCUGAUCAACAAGGGGGCCGACUUCACGGUGUAUGAUGAUAAUGGUAAUACCCCGCUCCACAUCUCCUUCAAAGAAGAAAACAAAAGAAUAGCUAAGAGAAUCAUCGAAAAGGCAAAGGAAACUGGUAAAUUAAAAGACAUAUUAAGCGAGUUGAACAGUGAUUGUGUUGCACCGAUUCAUCUAGCGGUCAGAGGUGGUCACAAAGAAUUGGUUCAGUUUUCCCUUGAACACGUGUUAAAGGCCGAUAAGACAGAUGGUAAAGACGAAAAAGACAACGACAGCGACGAUGAUGACGAGGAAGAUGUGAUCAACUACGGAGGUGGGGAGAAUGACGACACGCCCCUUCACGAGGCUUGCUUUGCGGGACAUUUGGACAUGGCAAAGAUGCUACUGGAAAAGGGCGCCAAAGUCAACCUCACGAAUUGGAACAGCGAAACGCCUCUUCAUCACGCCUGCAUGGAAAACCACCAGCUAGUGGCGGAGUACCUAGUAGAAAAUGGUGCUGAUUUGAACUCCAAGGAUGACGAAGAUCUAACACCGCUUCAGGUUGCAGCCAACCAUAGCAGUUUCGACACCAUCAUUGGUGUUCUUGAUCGUAAUCGCAAUCUGAACACGACUGCUGCGAGUGAUGAUCAGGACGCUGCAUCGGAGCUACUCAAAUGGGCUGCUGCUGAAAACAAAGCAAACACAUUACAGCUUCUUUUGCACCACGGGUCUAAGAUCCACGGUGUCAAUGAUGACGAGAUUGCUGAACUAAUUUUUGACGCCGCCAAAAAGGGACACACAGAGACGGUGGCAACAUUGAUUCGAUGGAAGAGGAACGAUGUUGUUAGCAAGUGUGAUGAGAUUGGUAAUUCUCCGCUCCACUACGCCUCCGAGGCUGGUCAUGAUAUCACAGUCCAAGAGCUCAUAAAGGCUAAGGCUGACGUCAACGAUUGCAACUAUGAUGACGCACAGGAGCGUACUCCGUUACACCUUGCUGCGGCUAAUGGGUGGAUACGGACAGCCAAACAACUAUUGAGGGCCAAGGCACGGGUCAAUGAAAAAGAUAUGUAUGAGAUUACACCACUACAUCUAGCAUGUAAGAACGGUCAUAUCGAUAUGGUAAAGCUCCUUGUUUAUGAGGCUGAAGCUGACAUUGUACUACGUGAUAAGCAGGGCCUCAACUGCCUUGACUAUGCGAUCGACAAUGGACAUAAGAACAUCGCUAAUUUGAUAUUAAGUCAUGAUAAAUGGCGGGAAGUAAUGUCUGUGUCUAGCCUUGAUGAUGAUACGUACGAGAGGACCACACCAAUGAGAAAACUCAUCAAAAAUAUGCCUGAUGUUGCCGAACGAGUCAUGGAUAAGUGUGUGAAGGUAUCCCCCGAUGCAGGACCAACAGACAGUACCUUCUGGGUUGAGUUUGACUAUGAGUUUCUUGAGGAUUCCUUCUCCCACUGGGAUAGGCCCAGAGAUUCUGAUGAUGAGAAUGAUGAUAACGACGACGACGACGAUGAUGAUGAAGAGCAGGAGGAUGAAAAUUUAAAAGAUGACGAUGAUGACAACGAUGGCGAAGAUGAUAUGAAUGAAACUUCAUUCAGCAACAAAUUAAACGGAAAACCUGCGUCGGAGACUGACAUACAUGUAACGGUGAAAGAAAAUACUGACAAAUCUAAGUCUAAGAAGAUCCAUGAUCCUCCACCGGCACCAUCCGGUGACCAGUACGAUGAUCUUGGACAUUUGAUGAAGAGCGCGAGACCGUAUACAACCAGUUCAAAAGACAUAGCUGCUAACCAUCCUCUUAACAUCAUGGUGACUUCUGAGCGUGCAGAUCUCUUGGGCCAUCCCCUGGUGUCCAGUCUCCUCAGUCAUAAGUGGAGUCGCGUCGGACAGUAUUUUUUCUUGGCCUCUCUUGCUUUCUACCUCCUCUUUGUUGCUAUGCUCACUGGUUACGUCAUUGUAGUCCCACCUAGCUACUACGUGCGAUUCGCAAAUCAGAGUGCAGGGGUGUCUUGGUUCGUCAAUGGUGAACAACGUUGGAUUGGAGGCUUCCACGAAGCAACGCUUUUCUUCUUUGGUCGAAUCGGCGACUGGAUCAUACUAAUCUUGUCAUUGAUCAACUUGCUUCGAGAGGUAUUCCAGUUAGCUGUGCAGAGAAGAUCUUACUUCAGCUUUGGAAACCUAAUCGAGUGGUCUCUUUACAUCCUUGCCAUUCUCCUCGUCCUGCCCCUAAGUGAUGUCCAGUACUUCAUGGGGGUUAGCAUACGAUUGGAUUGGCAGUGGCAGUGCGGUGCUGUGGCGGUCUUUCUCGCAUGGAUCAACCUUAUUCUCUUCAUCCGUCGUUUCUCGGGACUAGGCAUAUACGUCAUCAUGUUCAUAGAUAUUCUUCGGACAUUCAUGAAGUUCGUCCUUAUACUCAUCCUCUUUGUGGUCGCCUUUGCUUUGGCUUUCUACACCCUCCUUAUGAAUCAGCAACCCUUUCACAGCGUCCAGUACUCCUUCGCGAAGACCUUUGUGAUGAUGAUCGGAGAGCUGGACUUUGGAAAUAUCUUCCACAGUCAGAACUACCUCGGUACAGAGAACACCUUGGCUGAUGGUGAAGAGGACUUCUUUCUCAAUUCUGUCUUCUAUGAAGGCAUCACUUAUACCAUCUUUGCUCUGUUCCUCAUCAUCAUGUCAAUCCUGAUCAUGAAUCUCUUGGUUGGUUUGGCUGUUGAUGAUAUACAUGCUAUUCAGAACAAGGCAAAGCUGCAUCGUCUGGCAAUGCAAGUGGAGCUAGUGAUGGAGGUACAGCGAGCCUUACCGAUCUUUAUUUGGCGGUCGGCUGUCAUCAAGUUUAAACGGUUCCACCUCAAUCGGUCGUGUUGCAGUGGACUGCAGAAGUGGUACCGAACAAUGACUGGGGAUCAAAACCUUCUACGACAGGCCAUUGAGGUGUGCAACAAGACAACCACACAGGGCGAGUUCAUGCACGAAGAAGUGAACACUGAUCUACUCUUCGCCAACCUGAAGUAUCGUCUGAAACUCAUCAAUACCAAGGUAGAGAUGGUCAGCGAGAAGGUCAAAGAAGAUAGUUCUAAGAUGACGCAGAUUGGUGGUGAGAUGUCUCAAAUCCACGUGGAGCAGAAACAAAUAAAUGAACGCUUUGAUCUCCUCGAGAAGAAAAUAGAUGCUCUCUUAAAUCACAAUAAAGUGAAAUUGGACGAUGAGUCAAAGAAAUAGUCGAGGUUGGGUACUUUCUUCUUCAGCCAGGGGCCACGGAACGGUUUUGUAAAUGGGGCGGGGGCUGACCAUGCAAAAAAUUAUAAUCAGAUGGUCAUUUUAACGUUUUUUGUACACGGGUGUGGGAAAAAAGUGCGGGGGGCUGAAGCCCCCCCCCCCCUCCCUCGAUCCCGCGGCCCCAGUCAGUUAGGGGAUAUAUAGUUCCCGAAUUUUGUAUCCACUUUACGAUCUGAUCACUAUCAGCAUGGACGUACUGUUGUUGUUUUUGUUUAGUUUCCUUGUUGGGUAUGUUUUUAAGGGUGUUUAAAACUUUAUUUUACGGUUAUUUGGGUUAAAUCAUUGGAAGAAAUUCUAGCGUUAAAAUUUCCAUUGAGUGUUAUUUCAGUGUCUGGCUAAUAUGACCUUGUACACGCUAAAUUUAUUAUAAAUGUAUAUAUCAAUUUUCAAAUCAUGACCAAUGGGAUUAAUGAUGUAACAGGUCAUAUUUUACACAUGGGAAAAACAGAGAGCAUUGUUUAUUCUAAAAGCAGUUCUAAAAAGCCACUUGAAUUUAAGGGGUAGCUAAAUAAUUGGGUACUUCAGAGGAAAAGGGCAAGGUAUUUAGGCAUUGAGCUGACCAGUAAAAUAUCUUUUUCAUAUUUUGUAGAAUCCGUUGUGAAAUGAGCGAUAUAUAUGUGGAUCUCAAGCAAGACGUAUUCUCUGUUUUGCUAUGUGAUCGAAUGAUUUUGCGAAUCUUUCUUUAUUUAAUAGUACAAACGAAAUCUGAUCAAUAUCUGAACUGAACAACAUAAUAAUGGUCAACUGUUCCAGUAAUGAAUACGCAGAGUCUUUAAGUCAACCAAAGAUCAAAAUAAUAACAACACGUACAUUAUACCGAACAAAUCAAUCCUUUAAAUCUGACUUUAAUCUUGUAACUGAUAUAAUUACAAUACAAGAAACAGCCGCUUGAAUUCAAAGUAUAAAGAUUAUAGGGCGUAUUGUAAUCAUGUAUUUUACAUUACCACAAGGAAUUCUCCUCAUAUUGACGUAAAGAACUUGCUAAUUUUAAGAUGAAAUUAAAAUGAUAUUCGUCACUGAAGAUGAAGGGGAGGGAAGUAAAUAGUUUGUAAUAAACUUACAAACCACCUGCUUUUUUCAGCCUACUGAUUUAUAUUGUAAAUAAUAUGAAUGAUAUAUUUUUGUACUUCUCCCUUUUUAUUUUUCCAUAAUCAAUUUUCUUCUUCUUAGGCUAUUACUGUUAAGUGUCCACUUCUCUUCUCCAGCUCUUCCUAAUUCAAUUUAUUUCCUCUUCGUUUUCCUUUUAUUCUACAGUACAACAUCUCAUUGUCCUAGUAAUGAUUAGUAAUAUCAUUUAUCAAAUAAUAAAUAAAA
Lytechinus variegatus (green sea urchin) is the source of this 5713-nucleotide messenger RNA. RefSeq names its product transient receptor potential cation channel subfamily A member 1 homolog. Gene Ontology annotation, biological process: monoatomic ion transport; transmembrane transport. Bases 401 to 4342 code for a protein of 1313 amino acids. Lineage: Eukaryota; Metazoa; Echinodermata; Echinoidea; Temnopleuroida; Toxopneustidae. Gene Ontology annotation, cellular component: membrane. The record is from RefSeq and is a predicted model, not a curated record. Gene Ontology annotation, molecular function: monoatomic ion channel activity; protein binding. The transcript has 23 exons.